This is a messenger RNA of Erpetoichthys calabaricus (reedfish), 1710 nucleotides long. Its product is annotated as OTU domain-containing protein 1. The coding region runs from base 138 to 1142 and encodes 334 amino acids. Gene Ontology annotation, biological process: protein deubiquitination. The transcript has a single exon. Gene Ontology annotation, molecular function: cysteine-type deubiquitinase activity. NCBI's taxonomy places the organism in Eukaryota, Metazoa, Chordata, Cladistia, Polypteriformes, Polypteridae. The record is from RefSeq and is a predicted model, not a curated record.
GUGCGCGCCAUUCCUACGUCGUGACGGCGCGGCCCGCAUUUUUGAGCUGCGAUGGCCGCCGCUGCUAUUUUUGCCGUCUCGGCUCAUCGCGCGCUCGUCCCUGGGCUAUAAAGGGGCCGCGGGUGCCGACGGAGAUCAUGCAGCUCUACAGCAGCGCACUGACACAUUUUCCUGGAUCAUACCAGCUGUCCAUUCCGAUAAGUUCCGCUGGAGAAUCGACGCCACGGCUCAGCAUGCCCGCCUUCUCCGCCUACGACGCCGUGUCCAGCAAGCCCGCCUGCUACACCUCGACGGCGCACAUCUUGAUCAGCAGGCCGGCGGGACUUCACUCGGCCGAGGAGGCCUGCCGCAGGAGCUCGGCGGUCAUCGGCACGGAGGGCGCGGACACCGGCUGGAUCGACACGCUCUUGAACCAGAACAGGGCCGAAGCGGAAAGAGGGCGCGACGCGGAAAGAGCUGCCGAGGCGGAGUCGCGGGGCGAGAGUGACGGCGAGGCCUUAGCCACACGCAUCCUGCGCACGUUCAAAGAGGAGGAAGAAGAAGGCGGCGGCGUCAGCGACAAGAUCGCGCAGUACCUGGCCGAGGUGGAGAGGCAGGACAAGUACCUCCAGGGGCGCGGCCGCUACAGGUUCCACAUCAUCCCGGACGGCAACUGCCUGUACAGGGCGGUCAGCAUGGCGGCGUACGGACAUCAGGGCGCGCACGAGGAACUCCGCGAGCAGACGGUGCACCACAUCGCCGACCACCUGGAGCAGUUCAGCCCCGUCCUCGAGGGCGACGUGGGCGAGUUCCUGAUCAACGCCGCGCAGGACGGAGCCUGGGCCGGCUACCCCGAGCUGCUCGCCAUGAGCCAGAUGCUGAACUUCACCGUCCUGCUGAGCACCGGGGGCAGCCUGGACAGCCCCACCGUGUCCACCAUGGCGCACUAUCUGGGCGAGGAGGACGCCGGCCGGCCCUGCGUCUGGCUCAGCUGGCUCAGUAACGGACACUACGACGCCGUCUUCGACCGGCCGCUGCCCAACCCCGAGUACGAGAACUGGUGCCGGCAGACGCGGCUGCAGAGGCAGCGGGACGAGGAGCUGGCACGGAGCAUGGCGCAGUCCCUGUCGCGGAUGUACAUCGAGCAGAACGGCGGCGCCUGAGGACUCCCCUGCCGCCGCUUCACUUUGCACUUUAGGACCCGCGGCCAGCCGGGAGUGUUUGCGUGUGUAUGGAGCGUGGACUGCGUGUGCUGCCGGAGAGCUGGAUUUUCUACUUGGAGCAGAAAGGAAGGUUUCCUUAAACUCGAUGUUUGAUCUUCUUCUUCUUCUUCUUCUUUCUGUUUUGUACUUUGCAUUUAUCGGCCUGAAUUGGAUUUGUUGUAAAGAGUGAAUGCUGCCGUUUGGACCCCCUGGCCACGUCUUACUAACUAAGGCGCUCGGUGACUCGCUAAGCCCCCCGCCCUGCUCGAGAUCGCAAGUCCUUCACGUUUGUGCCACUUUCUGGGGCAGCUUUCCAGGUUGGUGGGCGGCGCCUUUUGUACCCGAUUGUGUGUCCUUUGUGUUUUUCUUUGUUUGUUUAAAAUGUUCUUCUUUUGACUUUCGUGAUUUUUCUAUCUGAGGGAACAAUGUUGGUGUGCCAAGGUGGGUGGCAUCCGUUUUGUGGGAAUCUGUCGAGCGUGACUGACUCACGUCCUGUAAUGUCCUACAAAUAAACGACAUGCUGACGAAG